AUGUCAGUGCCAUUGUGUCGUUGUCGUGUACUGUACAUUGGUAGUGCAGUACCAACAAUCACAAAAGAUGGCCUUCAAGGCAUCCAACAACCAUUAAAAGAGAAAUAUAUUGGAGAGAACGGUCAAGAAUUAAAGGGAAUCGACGCUUGGUUAUCCGUUUGGUCCAAUGGCAUACUAUUGGAGUAUGUGGAUGGUACUAAGACUGUGGAACACGCGUUCUAUCCUAUUCAGAGCUUACAUUACUGCGCGGCUGUUAGAUAUGUUCAGGUAAGUCGGGAAUUUCUUAAAAUUGCAGAAACUUUGUUCACAAGGCAUACAACAGCAAGAACUUUCUUUACAAAACAAAAAAUUGCAAGAACUUUCUUCACAACUCAUAAAAUGGCAAGAACUUUUUUUCAAAAUUUCAAUUUUCAGGUAAACGCUUUCACCCUAGAAGCCCAAGGCCGUUUCCUCCCCCUCGACGCUCCUAUGGCUCAACACCAUGCCAAUCCCAACAACCCUUCCCAUCCUCCUCUAUUCGCUGCCAUUUUCCGUCGACAAACCGGAGUCAAAGUACUCGAAUGUCACGGUUUCAUAUGCACAAGUGAACAUGCUGCCAAUUCGCUAGUACGAUGCUGUUUCCAUUCAUACGCCGACACAACAUACAUGAGAUUAAAUGACAAACGUGAUAAGAACAGAAGCCGAAGCGAAUCGCCAAUUGAAAGUGAACAACAAGCCAGCGAAAUGGAACCAUUACAAGAUGAAGGACCAAAGGAGGAUCAGGAAUGGCAAGACAGAGCUAUCGAUCGAAAGACUUGGCAAUGGAGACAAAAGAGCGGCGAGUAUGACACUAGCAGCAUGGUAUCGUCAUUGUAUGUGAAGAAGAGUCCAAAGAAGGGCAAAAAGACUGAUACACAAAGCGAGGUUUAUGAGCAUGGUAAGUCGUUUAGAAUAUGAAAAUAAAUUGAAAUUGAAGUAGUUUAGAAAAAAUAAAGGUGGACAAAGCGUAAAUGAGCUGUUUGAUGUAGAUUUGACUAUUUUGUUACCUAAAAAACAAAAAAUUAUAAAAAACGACUUACAAAUCGACUUUUGAUAUUGUAGUAGGCGCACGGAUAACUGGGCCGAUCGGACAACUGGGCCGAUUUGCCUUAUAGUAUGUCCGGGCUAUAUAUUCUUAAUAAUAUCGUAGUAAACUGCAAUGUUAAUUGUUAAAUACCACAAUAAAGUCGUAUUUACCUCAACAUAUUUAUAUAUACCAUAGUAAAUGAUGGUAUAUUUGCAAAACAAUAUUAAAUACUUGUAAUAUAUAAUAGUUCUACAUAAUUUUGGUAACAUAUUACUAUGUAAGUGACUUUUAAAGUAAAGCCAUGAUUUUACUACAUGUAUAUACCAUGAUAAGUCAUGGUAUCUUGGCAAAAGUUGACUAAAUUAAACGUGGCGGAGGCUUUAUGGAAUACGGCGGAUAAGGUAAGGUAUGGUACAGUUUUGUAUGGCAUUGUAAGGUAUGGUAUGGUAGAUAGUAUAGAGCAUGGCAUAGUAUGUUAUGGUAUGAUAAGAUAUGGUAUUGUAUGGUAUGGUAUAAUAUGAUAUGGAAGAUAUGGCGUCGUAUUGUAUGGUAAAGUAUGGCAUUUUAUAAUAUGUUAGGGUAUUGUAGGGUUUGGUAUGGUAGAUAGGAUAGGAUAUUGCACAGGACUUUGUAUGGUAUAUUAUGUAAGAUGGGUAGGAUAAAAGGGGCAAGGGUAAAGUUGGGUACUGCUAAAAAGUUUAGAGGUAAGGUCGGGUAGAGGCCCUAAAGCCUACGCCGACCCUCCGCCGAAUACCCUGAAGCCUCCGCCGACUCUCCGCCGAAUACCCUGAAGCCUCCGCCGACUCUCCACCGAAUACCCUGAAGCCUCCGCCGACUCUCCGCCGAAUCCCCUGAAGCCUCCGCCGACUCUCCGCCGAAUCCCCUGAAGCCUCCGCCGACCCUCCGCCGAAUCCCCUAAAGCCUCCGCCACAUUUAAUUUAGUCAACUUUUGCCAAGAUAGCAUGACUUACCAUGGUAUAUACAUGUAGUAAAAUCAUGGCUUUACUUUAAAAGUCACUUACAUAGUAAUAUGUUACCAAAAUUAUGUAGAACUAUUAUAUAUUACAAGUAUUUAAUAUUGUUUUGCAAAUAUACCAACAUUUACUAUGGUAUAUAUAAAUAUGUUGAGGUAAAUACGACUUUACUGUGGUAUUUAACACUUAACGUUGCAGUUUACUACGAUAUUAUUAAGAAUAUAUAGCCCGGACAUACAAUAAGGCAAAUCGGCCCAGUUGUCCGAUCGGCCCAGUUGUCCGGACGCGUUGUAGUAGAUUGAAUUUCCUGUUUGUCGUGAUUUACAAGCUAAAAACUUCUUUAAAACUUCAGUAACAUUCACAAAAUCCUUCUUAUAACUUUCACCAGUUAUUCUUCAUGUUUUCAAAUACAAAACGGGCCCAAUUUCUCGUAUAUUACCUAAAAUAGCUCUAAAGCAAUAUCAGGAUACAAAGAGUUGUUAAACCAACCAACUAACUUUCAAAACACUAUGAAGGAUCGUAGAUGAGUAAAAAUGGCCAUGUUAUUAUCUAAAAACACAAAAAAAUACUAAGAAACAACUUACCAAUUGACUUCCGAUCUUGUUGUAGCUUGAGAACCUUCUUUCAACGAGAACCUGUUGUCUAUCGUGCUUUAUGAGCUAUAAUUAUUCCUCAAACAAGUAAAAAGAUUAUCAACAUCUUUUUAAACUAUUAUUUAUGCUUUUUACUUCAAAACAAACCUAAAUCCUCAACUGUUACCUAAAACAGGGCUAAAACAAUAUCGAGAUGUUAAUGCGUUAGAAAAACAUUCCUAAAACGUUGACAGGUCAAAGCGUAGUUAAAAUAACUAAUGCUUUACCUAAAACAACAAAAAUAUUAAAAACGACUUACCUAUCGACUUUCGAUAUUGUUUUAGGUUCAAUCUGGCAGAUGUUUUCAGAAUUUUAUCUGGAAGCUCACUAAAACAAAAUAAAACUGGGGAUUUUGAUGAAAAAUAUGAAGCUUGAGUAAAUAUUACUAUUUUACAAAGUAUAGAAGGCUUUUACAUUAGAAUACUAAGAGAAAUAAAGAGAAGUUGACGAGAAUAUUAUCCAUGAAGGAAGUUUCGAAAAAAUAUUUAUUUUUUGCAAAAAUUUUUAUUUUUUUUUGGCUUUCAAGGUUAAAAUUGAGUAAAAAAACUAUUUUAUGGCUAUUUCAAACCAAAAAUUCAAUAUAAUAUUAUAGUCUAAUAACUUACAUUGAUAUUUUUUCAGAAAACGCCGUCGUUCCAUUCACAGCGCAGCAACGUCGAGGUGGAUCACAAACUGAUGUUCGUGUAAAUGGCGUAAACCAAGAGGAAAACUACUACACAUUCUCCGGAGGACCACCUGGUGCUACCUUCGUCCCACCAGGUCCUAAUCAACCACAAGAUCAACGAACACCAUCUUCAGCGAGGCGUGGGCCGCGAUUGGCCGCCUAUCCUCCGCCAUUCCCUCCGCCGCACUUUAUGAAAGGGCAUCCACCCCCAUUCUUUGGCCCAUACCCUCCACCACCACCUCAUUUUAUGCCAAUGCCCCCACCUCCGGGCGUUCGGGGUGGUAGUAUGCCACCACCGCCUCAUAUGCGGUUUGGUUUCGCCCCACCGCCCAUGUUUCCUGGAUUCUACCCGCCCCCGCCUCACUUUUUCCACGCCCAACGGCCUCAGUCGCCGGUGGCUGGUGAUGGUCCAAUUAUCACUGAAGCCAUAUAUGACACUUACCCUAGACGUCACUUUGAGGAGCCUAUCUAUGGUCCUGGCUCACAUUAUGGUACUCAUGGUACUCAUACUCCAAACCCAGCCAGCCAUUACGGUAUUCAUACCGUACCCAACACUCCAGGUCAAAACGCGUAUCGUGUGAAUCAGAAUCGAGGUGAACAUCGUGCAGCAUCGCCGAGCCAACAGUACUACGAAGGCUACUACGAUACCUACAAGAGUCGGCAGAAGAAGGAGUCGGAUUCUGAUACCAGCGUGGACGAUUCCCAAUUCUGGGAAGCCUACGAAGCCGGAGCCUAUAAGAAGCCGACCAAGGGUGACACAUUGGGUCGAGGACGUGCUGACAAGUCACCAGCACCAAGUCGAGUACAUGGUGUUCAAGCUUCUGUGGAUUCUACCACGCCCCAACGAAGAAACAAAGACUUUACGCCCUCGGGUAACAGGAGAAGUCGGCCUAUUAGUCCACCAGCUGAUUAUGAGAGGAAUAGUGUGCUGAUCGAUGGAAAUGCUCAAGUACGACAGGCCGCCGUGUUUUAA
Bursaphelenchus okinawaensis is the source of this 4288-nucleotide messenger RNA. The record is from the annotation of a GenBank genome assembly. NCBI's taxonomy places the organism in Eukaryota, Metazoa, Nematoda, Chromadorea, Rhabditida, Aphelenchoididae.